ACAACAUUGUAUACUUCCAUACUUUAGUCUCUUAAACAUCACCUUAUCUCUUGUAUUGGCAGUGUAAAGAGACCACGAGUACACAGCUCGAGCAGUACCUGUAGUAGUAGUUUAAAAAAACACUAGGAAAUACAGUAGCUAAAACUUAAAAAAAUUAAAGCAGUACCAUCAUACCUGAGUAGGGAGAAUGAGAUGCAGCAGCUUGCAGAACUCCAUUGUAUCAACAUUAGCAGCAAGAAAUAUCUUUUUGCCUCCAAAUCCAUGGCUGCAAGCUUUCUGUUUUGCUCACUUGAGAGAGUAACCAUCUGGAUAUUCAUCAUCAUUGUAGCAUCAUACCCAACUCAAGUACACGCUCACAAUGAGAAUGGAUCCAGAAGAUCUGUAUUGGAUCCAGGGCCAUCCGGGGAUUUGGCAACACUAAUGGCCUUCAAGAGACAUGUAGAAAAAGACCCCAAUGGCAAGCUCAGCAGCUGGGUGGUGUCUGGUUCUAAUGAUCCCUGCAGUUUUGAUGGAGUGCAGUGUACCGACUCAAGAGUCACAGAGAUUGAUCUCAGCAAUUCGGGACUGGUAUGUGAGUUUUCCUAUGUGUUUUGGCUUUUUGGGCUUGAAAAAAUUGGGACCCUGAUGCUGAAAUCCAAUGCAUUCUAUGGGAAUGUGUCCCACGCAGCAGGCAGUAAUGUAGUAUGUAGUGAUGGUCUCAUAAGUGUGGAUUUGUCCAGCAAUAAACUGCAGGGACCCCUUGCUAGCAAUCUGCUGGGUCUCUGCAAAAAAAUGGAGGUUUUGAACCUGUCAAGGAACGGGCUUUCUAACCCCACCGACGUGAGCUCAUUUGGGUUGGGGUCAGUUAAGAACCUUGAUGUUUCGGACAAUGGCCUGAUUGGGGAUUCAAUACUGGCUUCUGUGUUUUCCAACUGCAAGAGCUUGGAGUCGCUGGAUCUUGCUUAUAACAAGAUAAGUGGAUUUACACCAGGACUGAUACAAGGAUGCAGUGCAUUGACGUAUCUGGAUCUCUCCUUCAACAACAUAUCAGGGAAUCUCAGUGGCUUUGGAGACUGCGUAAGCUUGAAGCUGCUUGAUCUCUCCUCCAACGUCUUGACAGGUGAAAUCCAUCCAUCCCUUGGUAGCUGUAAGGAACUUAGGACUUUAAACCUUUCAGCGAAUCAAUUGAAUGGAGAACUACCCACUUCAUUAUGGGCUGGUCUGCAAAACAUUGAGAUACUUCUGAUAGCCAACAACAAGCUUGGUGGUAGCAUACCUACGGAGCUUGGUGAUACUUGCAAAACCCUCCAAGAACUAGAUUUGUCAAACAAUAAAAUUACUAGUACAAUACCAACCUCGAUUUCUGCUUGCUUGUCUUUGCAUACUAUCAAUCUCAGUAACAAUCAGCUAACUGGUACCUUCCCUAGCGAUUUGAUAUCCAGCACAACUUCUUUGAGAAACUUGGUCCUUGCUUAUAAUAAUAUCACCGGAUAUGUUCCUGUUUCCCUUGCAAAUUUCACAAAUUUAGAGGUCCUAGACCUUAGUUCCAAUCACCUUAAUGGAUCUAUUCCAAGUUCUCUUUGCCAAUCUCCUUCCCGGCUUCCUCUUCAGAAGCUUUAUUUGCAGAACAACAUUCUAACUGGUUCACUCCCUUCACAGCUUGCAGACUGCACCCAGCUAAGGUCUCUUGAUUUGAGCUUUAACUAUCUCUCUGGGACUAUUCCGGUGUCACUUGGGUCUCUUGAAUACCUCCAGGAUUUGGUAAUGUGGUUGAACCGUCUUGAAGGUGAAAUUCCAAAUGGUCUUUUCAAUAGUGGUAGCCUGGAGAACUUGAUGCUUGACAAUAAUUUAAUUACAGGUAGCAUCCCUUCUGGCCUAAAAAAUUGCAACAAUCUUGUAUGGCUUUCACUUUCAAGCAAUAGGUUGACAGGAACUAUCCCAUCCUGGGUUGGUCAGCUUGAAAAGCUUGCAAUAUUGCAGCUGGGAAACAAUUCUUUAUCUGGCAUCAUUCCUCCAGAGCUUGGAAACUGUAAAAGCUUGAUAUGGUUAGACCUGAACAGCAAUAAGUUGGAGGGUAGCAUCCCUAAUGAGCUAUCUAAGCAGUCGGGAAAAAUUAAGGCAGGCGGUUUGUCAGGUAAAUUGUAUGCAUUUUUGAGAAAUGAAGGAGGAACUGAUAGUGCUUGUAGAGGAGCUGGAGGGCUUUUAGAGUUUGCUGGUAUUCGUCCUGAACAAAUUCGCAGGAUUCCACAGAUCAUUUCUUGCAAUUUCACCAGAGUCUACAUGGGAAUAACUGUGUAUGCGUUCAAAGAUAAUGGGACUCUUGUUUUUCUUGAUCUCUCCUACAAUUUGCUAUCCGGAAAAAUUCCUGAAGGAAUUGGUUCUAUGUAUUACUUACAAGUACUGAAUCUUGGUCAUAACAAUCUUACAGAUUCCAUUCCUUCGGCUUUGGGAGGUUGUAAAUUGGUGGGGCUAAUAGAUUUGUCGUAUAACAAUUUGCAAGGAUACAUACCUCCAUCCUUAUCUGGGCUUUCUUUACUGACAAAUCUUGAUGUUGCCAACAAUAAUCUCACAGGCCAAAUUCCUUUAUCAGGUCAGCUGUCAACCUUCCCCCCUUCAAGUUACGAAAACAAUUCAGGUCUCUGUGGAGUGCCUCUUCUGGCUUGUUCUGCAAGUGGAAAUGCAUAUUCUCCAGAUGAAGAGCACCCAAAAUCUCAUCAAAGGCGAGCUUCUUUGGUAGGAAGCAUAGCUAUGGGUCUCAUCUUUUCACUUUUUUGUAUAUUUGGCCUCAUAGUGGUGGUGAUCAAAAGCAGAGAACAGAAGAAACAGGAAGAUUUGCGAGAUGUAUACAUGGACAGCCUCCCUACUUCAGGGAAUGGGAGCUGGAAGCUAACAGGUGUACUAGAACCACUUAGUAUCAAUGUUGCAACUUUCGAAAAGCCUUUGCGAAAGCUUACAUUUGCUCAUUUGCUUGAAGCCACAAAUGGGUUCAGUGCAGAUAGUCUGAUUGGAACAGGAGGAUUUGGGGAAGUGUACAAAGCCCAACUUAAGGAUGGAUCUGUUGUUGCAAUCAAGAAGCUUAUUCAUGUAAGUGGACAAGGAGACCGGGAAUUCACAGCAGAAAUGGAAACAAUUGGGAAGAUCAAGCACCGGAAUCUGGUUCCACUGCUAGGCUAUUGCAAAGUUGGAGAAGAAAGGCUACUUGUCUAUGAAUACAUGCGCUGGGGCAGCUUGGACUCUGUUUUACAUGAUCAGAAAAAAGCAGACAUUAAGCUUGAUUGGCCUGUGAGGAAGAAGAUUGCAAUUGGUGCAGCUAAAGGCUUGGCAUUUCUUCACCAUAGUUGCAUUCCUCACAUCAUACAUAGAGACAUGAAAUCAAGUAAUGUCCUUCUGGAUGAGAAUCUGGAAGCCAGAGUUUCAGAUUUUGGAAUGGCUAGGCUCAUGAAUGCAAUGGAUACUCAUCUGAGUGUCAGCACACUUGCAGGCACACCUGGAUAUGUGCCUCCAGAGUAUUACCAGAGCUUCCGAUGCACAACGAAAGGUGAUGUUUAUAGCUAUGGAGUGAUUUUGUUGGAGCUUCUCACAGGGAGGCAACCUAUAAAUUCUGUAGAUUUUGGAGACAACAAUCUGGUUGGAUGGGUUAAACAACACGCAAAAUUGAAAAUUACAGAUGUCUUUGAUCCAGAGCUGAUGAAAGAUCCAAGUUUGGAAAUGGACCUGCUUCAACAUCUUAAAAUUGCUUGUGAGUGCUUGGAUGAACGCCCCUGGCGCAGACCUACCAUGAUCCAAGUAUUGGCUAUGUUCAGAGAACUUCAAAAGGAUGGUGAGGAGACAGAACUUGACAGCUUUGCACUGGUAGAUGCAGAUGUUGAAGAAGCUAUUGAUCAACCAGUUUGACUCCUUAUCUUCACUCCAUCUAUGUCCAUACUUUUCAAUUUGUUCAUAGAAUGCAAUGCAUGACACUUGCUCAAUAUUAAAUUGCUAAUAAUUUAUAGGAGCUUUGUUUUUGAAGCUCAACAGCCCAUAUUUUGAGCUUCAUUCCUAUCAGAUGUACAUGUUAAAGAAGCUUCUUAAAGUAAUCACUUCCCUUUUACUUAUUCUUCAUGGAAUGGGCAGCUGCCAUUUCUUUGCUCUCAGGAUCAGCAAGGGUGGUUAGGCAAGCUGAAAUGCAUUUCCAUAUCUAUAAGCUUGCUUUCUACCAAUGCAGAUAUCUAAAGAAGUCCCCAAGUCACAAUCAGCAGUCCUCCAUUUCCCCCUUCAUUCAUUGAAUGCUCAUUUACCCCUCUGUUUGCAGAGUGCACUUCCUUCUGUUAUUCAUGGCAUUCAUAACCACUGUUGUUUAAGCUCAUUCUGAAUUGGCAUAGGCAUGCAUAGCUUCAUUGCAACAAUUCCUUCUAAUGGAAUGGACAUAAAAUCCUUAUGAAAGUUUGAUAAAGGCUUUGGACUCCGAGUGACAAUGAUGUGGGGCUUUGUUACUAUCCUGUCUGAGUGAGCAUGCCAAAAGAUUGAAAAAUCCUUUGGAUUCUGCCUCUGAUGGUGGAAUAUAUGCUUCUGUUAAUUGUGAUUGUACAGAAACAUUGGUAGAAAUUCUGGAUUCUGAUUGUGAUGAUAUGGAACUUUUCACAUCUCUCUCUGAAUGUGCAGAGGAAGUGAUAAAUCAUUUGGAUUCCAAUCUUUGUGACAUGGGUUUUAAUUGUAAUUUGCAAUCUAUCUGAACUGAAAUAUGAGAGUAGUUAUUGAAAUGUCUCUCUCUCAUCUUUGUGACUCUGAAGAGAAUUAGGUACACAGCAUCACCAUUAUAUUUUCAGUGACCAUGGUAUAUUUGAUUUGCUAAAGUGCAAACAUCUUCAAAGAUAAUGUAUUGUUUCUGAAGUUUUGUAACUGAUUUGGUUCCCUGCAUUUA
Cryptomeria japonica (Japanese cedar) is the source of this 4879-nucleotide messenger RNA. Its product is annotated as systemin receptor SR160. The record is from RefSeq and is a predicted model, not a curated record. The coding region runs from base 193 to 3873 and encodes 1226 amino acids. Gene Ontology annotation, molecular function: receptor serine/threonine kinase binding; ATP binding; protein kinase activity. The transcript has a single exon. Gene Ontology annotation, biological process: protein phosphorylation. Lineage: Eukaryota; Viridiplantae; Streptophyta; Pinopsida; Cupressales; Cupressaceae.